UAAAAAACACGAAAUGGCGGAAGUUUCCAGAGGAAAUAUGCCAAAAAAAGUGUUGUCAAAGUUGUGGUCAAGGCAGCCGCAUUAUGAAGCGAUGUGUACAGUGUCAUAAUGCAGUAUAUUGUUCUCGUGACUGUCAAAGGAAGGACUGGCCAACACAUAAAAUUACCUGUUCAAAGCCAGUGCUACCUAUUGACAGCAAGAAUGAAAAUUUACAGAACCGACGACAUAAGUUUUCCAAAUCUAUAUUUGAUGAUGACGGUGUAGAGCUAGAGCAAGAUACCGAGUAUGAAGACCAGUCUAAAGAAACAGAAAGAAAGCCAGGCUAUCUCUACCAUAACGAAAUCCACCAUGAUGUUCCAGAACUCAAACCAGACUCUGAUUGCUGUUGUGUUACUGUCAAAGCUAACAAAGAAAAACAUUUGAUAAAAAUGCAAACAGCUUGGUCAGGAGAUGAUAUUUUUAAAGUGCUUGCUUCUGAGGUGAAGAUUCCUCUGGAGAAGAUCAAGGUAAUCCACAAGGGUAAGAUGGUGGAUAAGGACAAUAUUGUGCAGUUUGUGAGACCCAAGGCAGUGUUUCAGGUGAUUGGUGAACAAGCUGCCAAUGAGGAUGGACUUAACCAAUGUGACAUCAGUUUAAUGAUGAAACAGUUGGGAAUUGACAGAAACACUGCUGUGGUCAGCUUAAGAAAGACAGGAAAUCUGGUAGAUGCUAUUUUUGAAGCUGGCAAUAAAUAAAACAUAACAUUAAACAAAAUUAUGUGUCUUGUUUAUUAGGGCUCAUUCUAGAAUUGCUGUAAGUGAUGAUGUUGGGGUUGGGGUGGGUAGGUUCAGAUUAGAGUGAGGUAAUAUUAUUUUGUUGAUAGUGAAACAGCUUGAAUGGGUUGUUUUAAAGGAAUAUUUUAAUGCAAGUACUGUAUGUAUAAUGCCAAAUGAUUUAAUUUUAGUAUGUGAGUGGUGAGUACCUGAAUUUUAAACAUUGCCUGUGGACCUCCGUCCCAGUAUACUAUUUAUGCACUAGAAUUAUUCAUGUAUGAACUGAUUUAAUAUAACGAGGCUGGUGUUUUCAUUGUUUGGGGUUUAAAAGAGGAUUUGCUAUUAUUCUCUUCUUUUAGAUUGUUUGUACUAUGUUUAGAAUAUAUGACUGAAUAUAUGACCAGAUAUCAGUAUUUAAAAAAGUUAAAUUGGUGUUGGGAAUUGGGGAGGGCAUGCCACUUGGCUUGCAUCACCUCAUAUGACUGCUGAUUUCUGUCAAUAUUUAAAAUUAAAAAGAAAAAGUAACAUAAAAUUAUUCAAGCAGCAUACCAGUUAUAAAUAACUUUAUAACAUCAUUGUGUACAUUUUUGUCUUUACUAAUGACCCACAAACUGGGAUCAUAGGCAUUGACAGAUGCCAGCAGCUGGAAGGGCCAGAAAUAUAUUAAUCCACCUGAGAUGGGUGUGUUAUGGAUGCAUAACAAACAUUCAAAAUUGGGUGGACCUCCUGUAUGGGGUUGGAAUUCGGAGCUCAUUUCACUAAUGGUUUGUGAAAUCAAAUCGGUAUUUAUGGCUUUCAAUUGGUAGAUUGGACCUAUGCAGUCUCGCUGUCUCACAGUCACACUUGAUGUGGACACAUGUUAUUACAAAAUAAAUGGUGUGUGUACUAUU
Molecule: messenger RNA, 1642 nt
Organism: Gigantopelta aegis
Lineage: Eukaryota; Metazoa; Mollusca; Gastropoda; Neomphalida; Peltospiridae
Exons: 2
Coding region: 84-734 (216 amino acids)
Source: RefSeq, a predicted model, not a curated record